Porites evermanni is the source of this 3321-nucleotide messenger RNA. The record is from the annotation of a GenBank genome assembly. NCBI's taxonomy places the organism in Eukaryota, Metazoa, Cnidaria, Anthozoa, Scleractinia, Poritidae.
AUGUUGUGUUAUCCAUCAGUCUCAAGAAAAAUUGUUGCUCUCAAGCAACAGAUCAAUUUCAGAAAGAUUGUUCUGCUUCAGGAGGUGGGUGACAAGUCUCUGUUUUCCUUCUCAAAAGACAAGAAGCAGCAUUCGUUGGACCAACUGAAACAAAACCUUUUAAGACUUAUUUCUGAGACACAGCAUGUAACAGAGCCAUCAGCAAAACGUGGAAGAGCCCAAGGAGGCCAAGAAGACCCAGUCAUGCAGAACCCACAGCUCCUGGUCGGCAAGAGAGUUGUUCACUAUUUUCAAGAGGAUGGCACACGCCAGGGCUAUUUUGGCGUAGUGAUUGGGUUGGUUCCUGGGACAAGGACAUGGUUUAAUAUUUCGUAUGAUGAAGAGGGUGACGACGAAAUUCACACGUUCGAGCUACUCGAUGAUUAUAGAGACGGGGACCUAGAAAUUUUAUACUCUUAGACUUGGCACAAUACACAGAUGCAAGUACUUUAUUUCAGUUUUGAAUAAGGACAUAAUUUUUGACAUGAACAUUUUGCAACACUGAUUUUGUGAAUUUGUUGGUGCUUUUCAGGCAUUCAUUUAACUGAAAGAUGGUUACCAUGGCAACACUAUGACCUGAAAAUAUCUACCAUCUAGAAUUUAUUAUUUAUCAGACUUCAGCAUUUCUAUAGAAUUGUGGUAUUUAUAAACAAGUAGAAAGAUUACGUUUCAACAAGUAUGAAUUGGGGUAAUGUUCAGUGCUACCUUAACACUAAGAAAUUAAGGUUGCAUGGACUUCUUGCCCAUAAUUGUGCAAAUGUCCCUAAGAUUUUAAAUUUAGAGGAUCCUUUCUGUUUCAAUGUGUCAGACUGAUAAAAUUCAAUUUAAAAUACUUCAUUUUGACCCUUGUUGUCAUGGAAACGGCGUUGCCAGGGUAACCAUGUUGCAUGUAUUGUAUGUAAUGUUCUCUAGCAAGAUAUUUUCUGGACUUGCUAGGCUAUGAAGAGCUAUUACAGUGGUAGUUUCCAGGUAAAUACUUCAUUUUGACCCUUGUUGCUAUGGAAACUGCAUUGCCAUGGUAACCAUUUUGCAUGUAUUGUAUGUUAUGUUGCCAUGCAAGACAUUUUAUGGACUUGCUAGGUUAUAAAGAGCUACCAUAAUGGUAGUUGCUAUGUACUCUUAGUUGAAAAUAAAUGGUUACUAUGAUGGAAAAGAAGGCCAAUUGGUCCCACUUUUUUGGAGGGAAAUUUAAAAUUUUAAGCACAAAAAAGUGGAAAAUCCUCACUUUCAAUAUUUCAUAUCUUUGGAACAAUUCAACGAAUUUAAACAACUGAGGUAUCAUUUUUUUUCCUUUUUUUAAGCUCUUUACAACUAAAUCUUCCAAAAAUAGAUUGCUGGUAGGUCAAAAAAUCCUCUGGAGUCCCUACAACAAUGCAAUUCUCACAUGUUAAACAAAUUCUUCACCAUUCUGAUGGUAUGCUGAAAUUUAACAUAAAAUAAGUAUUUUUUACAACAUACAGUGUAAAAGAUGAAAUUUUAUCGUACUUAUAGGGUGACUUUGAAACAUUACACGAUUUCAAGAUCUUUCUUAAACAUCCUAAGAGAGCAUACCACUAAAACGCAGGCCAGUGGCAAAGUCAUCAACGCAUCUAUAGGUGUUACCAACGGCCAUGUUGUCCUUUCAAGGUAUGCUAAUAUGGAAGAAUCAUCUUCAGGCCUUGACGAUGGGGUAUUCUUGUCGAUUAAGCAUGCUGGAUACAGACCUGCAUGCAGACCUCAGUUCGCAGUUUACCUUGCGUGCCAAAACAAUUCUAUGGAUGGUCCGUCAAGUUAAGGAAGUGAUUUCAAAGGUGAUUUUAAGAACAUUUGCAGGAAGAGAAAUUUCUCAAAAACAGACUAAAAUUCUAGUCACGCCCAACAGAUGCAAAUUCCGUGGUGAUGCGUUCAUAGUGUAAUCUGAAGUGCAUUUUUCAUAACCUUUGUGCCACGACCAUGAAAUUUUAUUAGCUAAACUGUCUUCAAAGUCAAAAAUUCAAUAAGAUGUCCAAUAGUCAAGGAAAUAUAAAGAUAUUGCUCCGCCAAUGUCAUACUACUUAUAUUUCCUGAGUUCCAAGGAGAUUUUCAUGGAAGAUAUGAUGACAGCAGCAAAAAACCUGCCUUUGAAACAUUUUUCGAGUUUGCUGACAAUAGCAGUUUAGACAACAGUGAGAGGGCUCAUUCGUCAGUGACAGUGCCCAGAAAACAGCUGGUGGAAGGUGGCAAUAGAGAGCUGAGCGGACAGCCACAAAAAGAGGUAACCAAGAAGGCAAAUGAACAGCUGAUAGAGAGUAGUAGUGAAGAGCCAGGUGGAAAACCACAGGAAGAGGCAGCCGAGGAGCCAAAUGAUGAAGAUGCCCGUGUUAAGUUAAAAGAAAACCUGUCAGAGAUUUUUGAAGAGUUGGCCAAAUAUGUUGGAAUGGCAAAUAAGGAAAUAGUAGAAAUUGCGGAAAUGAACAAAGUUCUUGACCUCUUCUUUCAGGGGAAGCGCCAAGCAGAGGGAUGCUCAAGUGAAAGGAAAGUUAUUCGGCAUAAUGUUGAAGGAGGCGUGCUCUUUGUUGUUUAUGGAUGUUUGAAGCAUAGGUUUUGCGUAAGUGCAAGAAUAAUACUAAACCGUAUAUUAUCCAAGCACUUGUUAAUACAAAGAGGUUUUGACGGGGGUUUUCUGUUUACAUAGACUACUAAAACUAGUAGUUUCAGAAUUUCUGGGUCUUGGUUGCAUCUUUUGUGUCAUACCACUGUUGUUGCAGUGAUUGUAGGCGUCACUGACAUUUUUGUCUUGCGUUAUUUUGUUGUGUUAUAGAGAAUAUUUUGACAAAAUUCAAAUGGUUACGUUACUUGAAACGUGGCUACCAAAAAUGAUACAUUUUUGAAAGAAAUACUCAAAAAUAGUUUCUUUUAUUUACAACAAUGAGUGGGGUGCACUUAAAUAGGAAAUCAUAGUACUUGCAUUUUUGUUUGUUUUCUGUAGAUAUGAAAUUUUCCUUGCAAGAAUCCUUCUUGCAAAUCUUGGACCACAACUGCCAUGCUUUUUGUGAACUGGUUGAGGGGCGAUUCAAGAAAGUAUACAGCAAAUGCUCAAAGAACUGGCAUGUUCCAGUGAAAGGGGAGAAACAAUACAAAUACUUGGACAUUCUUCUCUCCAACAUACUCAAGAGGCAUGCAGAUGAUGAUAAGUGUAUAGCCGGUCAUGUGCAAGUCUCGGCCACCAAUCUACAAAGCCUGGCUCCUACAAUAGCUAUGCGUGAAACCCCUGCAACAAAAGAUUUGGUCGAGCCCAAGCUUUCCAGAUUCAAAUCUAAGAAA